AUGGGCAUCAAAGACCGAAUCCGAAUGAGCAGCUCCCAGAAGCGGACAGGUCCAUCCAAACAGCGCCUGGCACCGCCACCAAUUCCCACCUCGCCAAGCAGUGAGCAGGUGGGCGAGGCGUCCAGCCCCAGCAAGGUGCAGAAAAGCUGGAGUUUCAAUGACUGUACCGGCUUCCGGGCCUCUCUGAGACUCAAGCCCCGCUGCUCUGUGGAGGAGGGCCCCUCGGAGGAAGCAGCUGAGGAGAAGAGCUACCAGUGUGAGCUCACGGUGGAUGAUGUCAUGCCUGCUGUGAAGACGGUCAUCCGUUCUGUCAGGAUUCUGAAGUUCCUGGUAGCCAAAAGGAAAUUCAAGGAGACACUGCGGCCAUAUGACGUAAAGGAUGUCAUCAAGCAGUAUUCAGCAGGACACCUGGACAUGCUGGGGCGAAUCAAGAGCCUGCAGGCUCGGGUGGAUCAAAUUGUGGGUCGAGGGCCUGGGGACCGCAAGAGUCAGGAGAAGGGCGAUAAGGGUCCUUCAGACACGGAGGCAGUGGAUGAAAUCAGCAUGAUGGGGCGUGUAGUUAAGGUGGAAAAGCAGGUGCAGUCCAUUGAGCAGAAGCUGGAUCUGCUGCUGGGCUUCUACUCGCGCUGCCUACGCUCUGGCACCUCGGCCAGCCUGGGCACCGUGCAAGUGCCGCUCUUCGACCUGGACAUCACCUCGGACUACCACAGCCCUGUAGACCACGAGGACAUCUCUGUCUCAGCACAGACGCUCAGCAUCUCUCGCUCAGUCAGCACCAACAUGGACUGA
This is a messenger RNA of Apodemus sylvaticus (European woodmouse), 789 nucleotides long. RefSeq names its product potassium voltage-gated channel subfamily KQT member 4-like. The transcript is spliced from 5 exons. NCBI's taxonomy places the organism in Eukaryota, Metazoa, Chordata, Mammalia, Rodentia, Muridae. Gene Ontology annotation, cellular component: membrane. Gene Ontology annotation, molecular function: voltage-gated potassium channel activity. Gene Ontology annotation, biological process: potassium ion transport. The record is from RefSeq and is a predicted model, not a curated record. The coding region runs from base 1 to 789 and encodes 262 amino acids.